Molecule: messenger RNA, 2151 nt
Organism: Thecamonas trahens ATCC 50062
Lineage: Eukaryota; Apusomonadida; Apusomonadidae
Product: kinesin motor domain-containing protein
Exons: 2
Coding region: 1-2070 (689 amino acids)
Biological process (GO): microtubule-based movement
Molecular function (GO): microtubule binding; ATP binding; microtubule motor activity
Source: RefSeq, a predicted model, not a curated record
AUGUCGACAACAGGAGGAGUGGCCCUCUUUGUCAACCUACUGCUCUCUGUCCUCUCCUUCUCUCUCUUUCUCUUCACCCUCGUGCAGAGCAUGUCGCGAAUGCCCAGGUACCGGGCGCCGCAGCGCAAGGCGCGCCGGAACGAAGACUACCGCCCAUCGACGGCGCCGGCCACGCUCAAGGCACGGCCGGGCAACAACAUCACGGUCGCGGUGCGCGUGCGGCCGCCGACUCGGCGCGAGUCUGCAGCGUAUGGGUCUGUGGUCAAGGUCCACCCGCCGGACUCGCUGGUCUUUGACGGAGUAGAGGCCGACCGGGCGGGCGUGCCAGCGCACGUCCGCGGCGCGGCGCGCAACAAGGCGUACACCUUUGACGCGGUGUUUGGCGACAAUACCGGGACUGCGGAGGUGUUUGCAAUGACUCUGCCGCUGCUCGACGACGUGCUCGCCGGAGUCAACGCGUGCGUGUUUGCCUAUGGCGCGACCGGCGCCGGCAAGACGUACACCAUGGCCGGCACGCCGUCAGAGCCAGGAGUGAUGGUGCGGAUGGUGGAGCACCUGCUGCAGCGGAUGGCAGUUGCGGAUGAGGCGUACGAGCUCUCGAUCUCGUACCUCGAGAUCUACAACGAGAAGAUCUUCGAUCUACUCGUGCCGUCGUCAGGCCCGCUCCCGCUCCGUGCUGAUGGCAAGGGCGGCGUGACCGUGGCCGGCAUGUCAAGCCAUAACCCGCGGACGAUUGACCAGGUCAUGCAGCUGCUCGACCACGGCAAUGCAAACCGGACGCAGGCACCCACAGACGUCAAUGCCACCUCGUCGCGGUCGCACGCACUGUUUGAGAUUACAGUCACCUCCCCGCGGCACGUGGGCAAGAUGACGCUCAUCGAUCUUGCCGGCUCGGAGCGGGCGUCUAAGACCAACAACCGUGGCGUCCGCCUUCGGGAGGGCGCCAAGAUCAACCGCUCGCUCCUCGCGCUCGGCGGAUGCAUCCGUGCGCUGUGUGACGGCUCGUCGCACGUCCCGUUCCGCAACUCCAAGUUGACCCGGAUGUUGGCCGACUCGCUCGGCGGCAGCUCGCGGACGGUGGUCCUGGCAUGCGUGGCGCCUACGGCGUCGAGCUACGAGGACACGUUCAACACGCUCCAUUACUGCGAGCGGAUGAAGAAGGUCCGCAAGCGCAAGGCUGUGAGCAACGCGCGGAACCUGGCGCCGGCCGACGUCAUCGCCGCGCUUCGGGCCGAGAUUGCCGAGCUCAAGGCUGCAGGCCCAUCGCGGAGCCGCCAGCGCGAUGCGUCGCGGCUGGAUGCGUUCCGAGCACAGAUUGCGGCACAGGCACCUGCCAAUCUCGACUCGCCGAUGCUGCCGCCGCACAUGCGGCGGAUUGUGUCAACGGCAGCAGCUGAGCUCGCCUCGCCGUCCAAGCGCGAUCUGGUCAAGAUGGCGGCGGCCAAUGUCCAGCUCAAGCUCGAGAUCACCAAGCUCCGGGCGGUGGUUCAUGCUGGCCAGCCGCGGUCGCCAUCGGCGUCGCCGGCGGCACUCACGGCCUCACUGCUCAACUCUCCGAGCCCUGUCCGACUGUCAUCAGCAACGCGGUCUGCGGUUGUCCCGGGUGCGGGCGUCCAGUUUGCUGCCUCUCCGUCGAUGGUCCGAUUGGCAUCGGCCUCGCCGUCGGCCUCAGGUGAUGGCGACGACGAGUCGGACGAGUCGACACUUGCGCUCCGCGAGCGGCCGUUUACUUCGGCAGGGGUCACGACUGCAGCCGGACGCGAUGCAAGCGAUGGCACAGCGGGUCUGGCGCUGGCGGACCUCUCGGCGACCUCGCUCUCGCCGAUCGACAAGCGCGGCUCGGUGCUUGUGGUCAACACACCGCGGAUGACGCCGCCGCCGCGGAAGCGGCGGGUCAUUGCGCGUAAGCGCAUCGGGCGGCGCAAGGUGGUGACGCGCCCUGUCGAUGACAACAAGGAAAACUCACCGAUGACAUCGCUCGAGGCGCUCGCCAACUGGCAACCGCCGCGCAAACCGCGCAUGGCCCGUGUGGGCCAGGCUGCGCGCGCCCGCGGCGGCGUGUGGAAGUAACUCGCAAUGCGAGCCUUGUCAAACCUUGUAUCCUACUUUCCCUCCACAUCGGGGCGCUUGAACUAAACAGCCUUGACUACG